Messenger RNA from Saccharomyces eubayanus, 1242 nucleotides. It is a transcript of the gene MRM1, whose product is annotated as Mrm1p. The record is from RefSeq and is a predicted model, not a curated record. Bases 1 to 1242 code for a protein of 413 amino acids. NCBI's taxonomy places the organism in Eukaryota, Fungi, Ascomycota, Saccharomycetes, Saccharomycetales, Saccharomycetaceae. The transcript has a single exon. Gene Ontology annotation, molecular function: RNA binding; RNA methyltransferase activity. Gene Ontology annotation, biological process: rRNA methylation. Gene Ontology annotation, cellular component: mitochondrion.
AUGACUUCUCUGGCUAAUGCGGUGUUCAAAAGGUAUCUGGCGGUGAGGCCUAGCGCCCACCAAGCUGUCCAGGCAAGAGGCAAGAAGAAGUCGUCGUCGUCGUUCGACAAGUUUUUCCCACAACAGGGCAAUGGCAGGAAAAAGCAAUGGGAGGUGCUGAAUGAGGACAAGGCCUCGUGGUUCAAGAGGAAGUACGCUCAUGUGCACGCCAGGGARCAGGACCAUACAGCGGAUCCGUAUGGCAAGAGGAAAGCCCACGUCGAUAAGCUAAAGGAAAUCAAAGUCCAGGCGAAAUUAGAUCAAAAGAGGCACAAGUCUAAGUUCCCAAAUAGGAACAUUGUGCAGAAGCUCUUGAACGACAACCCCCUUUUGGAGUACGUCUACGGUACCAACAGCGUGUAUGCGGCGCUGCUGAACCCUGGGAGGAGUUCCCACUCGCGUGUGCUGUACUACGGGAGCAUACCGGCAAAGAUCCUUCAGAAAGUCAAUGAGUUGAAGAUCGCGACGGAGCUUGUGGACAAGCACAGACUGAAUUUGCUGACCAACUACGGGGUGCACAAUAACAUUGCCCUCGAGACCAAGCCCCUGCAGCCGUUGGAGAUCGCAUACCUGGGCGACGUGGACACCACCGCAGCGGAUCUAACCAUCCACGAGUCGGGCUUCGACAACGAAGAAGUCGUGCACAGUUUGCCCUACAGCACACGGGAGGACUCCAAGGGGUUCCCCCUGGGGCUGUACUUGGACGAAAUCACCGAUCCGCACAACAUCGGGGCCAUUGUAAGGAGCGCAUACUUUCUUGGGGCAGACUUCAUUGUGAUGUCGAGGAGAAACUGUUCCCCAUUGACACCCGUGGUGUGUAAAACUAGUAGUGGGGCCCUCGAGCUCCUGCCCAUUUUCUACGUUGACAAGCCGCUGGAGUUCUUCACCAAGUCGCAAGAAAUGGGAGGCUGGACGUUCGUCACGAGCCACUUGGCUGACGCUACCGCAGAAAAGUACACGACAGGGAAGGCGCUCAGCGUACAUGACCUGAACGGCAUGUGCACCAAGCUGCCCGUUGUGCUGGUGGUGGGGAGUGAAAGCCAAGGUGUAAGAACCAACCUCAAGAUGAGGAGCGACUUCUUCGUCGAAAUUCCCUUUGCCGGUUCCGGGACUCACGAGCGGGAUCCCGACCGCAUUGUAGACUCGCUCAACGUGAGUGUGGCCACUGCACUGUUAAUAGACAAUAUCCUCGCCUGUAAAUAG